ACCAAGGGUGGCACGACCACACACCCCUACACACCUGAAGAAGAGGCCAAGGCCGCCGCUAUCCUGAAAGAGAGGAGAGAGAAGAAGGAGGCCAAGAAGAAGGCUUUGUUGGAGGAGCAGGCGGCGAAAUUGAAGAAGAUUGAGGAGGAGAUGGCCAGAGAGAAGGAGAGGUUGAAAAAAGAAGAAGAAGCGAAGUUAAAAGAGGUGGAAGAGGAGGAGGAGGAAGAGGAACAGCCGCUGGAAAGGAGGAGAGAGCAACGAGGGCAGUACAACGGAAGUAAAAGCGAUGAAAUGGAGAAGAGGAUUUCAGAAUGGGUUGCCAACUUGUCUUUGGGCGAAGAGGACGAGGUUGCUAUGUAUAUUCCCAAGGAUGAGCAAGAGGCCGCCAUGAAAGAAUGGGAUGCAGAGGAAGAUCCCCUGAAGCGACAAGCGAUGGAGGAUGAGAAAAAGAUGGAGUGGAUGCUCAGGAUAAUGAGGGAAAAGAAGAGGAGAUUGGAAGCAGCGAGUGAGGCGGCCAGGGAACUACAGCAAGUAAAGAACUUGAGAGAACAGAUGGCCGCCCAGGUGGAUCUCCAACGAAAGGUGGAGAUCAUUGCCCAGAGUGUUGAGCGCUUAGCCUGGGUACAAGGAGAACAGUAUGAGUUUAGUAGAAGUCAGGAUAUGGCCGUGCGCUCGAUGCGGAUGGGAUUCCUGGAUUUUUCCCGCGAACGGGUAGGCACAGUAGGGGCCGAGGCGUAUUUCCGCCUAGAACAGGAUGGGAAGGUGGAGAAGGUCCUCUAUUCCCUGACUCUGCUAGUAGAGGAUAGCCUCCCGUUUGACAUAGUCCUAGGUAUGGACUGGGGAGAGGCAGCAGGGGCCACACUCCAUUUGAGAGAGCACGAGUGUAGGCUCCCUAGCCCGUCAGGUGGUGUUAAGACUGCCCGUCUGUUCCAUGUGUCAGGAGUAGACAACUCCCUGGCGCAUUGCUGCCUUAGUGCUCCUGCGUUCGCACGACUAGUAAAGAAGGAGCAACUAGAGGAACAGGUUUUUGUAGCCUAUGUUAGGCCAGCGACUGAGCCUAAGGAGGAGAAGCCUAUAGACCCUGCUAUUGCCAAGCUGCUGAAGGAGUUUAAGGAUCUAGCUGAGCCGCCGAUAGGAGUAGUCCCGCGGCCCAUCCAGCAUCGAAUCGAGAUAGAGCCUGGCAGUAGAACGCCCAAGGGAGCCGUGUAUAGGAUGUCCCCGCGGGAAUUAGAGGAGUUGCGCAAGCAACUUGACGAGCUCCUAGAGAAGGGUUGGAUAAGGCCCAGUUCGUCCCCAUUCGGGGCACCUGUUCUGUUCGUUCCCAAGAAAGAGGGAGAGCUUAGACGAUCUUUUGAAUCGGGUGCAGGGGUGUAGAUAUUUUACGAAGAUAGAUUUAAAGUCUGGAUAUCAUCAGAUAGAGGUUCACCCUGAUGAUCAGUACAAGACAA
This is a messenger RNA of Chara braunii, 1448 nucleotides long. The record is from the annotation of a GenBank genome assembly. NCBI's taxonomy places the organism in Eukaryota, Viridiplantae, Streptophyta, Charophyceae, Charales, Characeae.